This is a messenger RNA of Talaromyces proteolyticus, 2094 nucleotides long. RefSeq names its product fungal-specific transcription factor domain-containing protein. Gene Ontology annotation, cellular component: nucleus. Gene Ontology annotation, molecular function: RNA polymerase II cis-regulatory region sequence-specific DNA binding; zinc ion binding; DNA-binding transcription factor activity, RNA polymerase II-specific. Gene Ontology annotation, biological process: DNA-templated transcription; positive regulation of transcription from RNA polymerase II promoter by galactose. NCBI's taxonomy places the organism in Eukaryota, Fungi, Ascomycota, Eurotiomycetes, Eurotiales, Trichocomaceae. Bases 358 to 2094 code for a protein of 578 amino acids. The record is from RefSeq and is a predicted model, not a curated record. The transcript is spliced from 5 exons.
ACAACCUCACACACUGAAGUUCCAAUCCCUAAGCAAAAUACACCACAAGCCCAAUUGUAUGAUGCUUACUACGUAUCUCCAUUGGAUGAGUCCUCCUUACCUCACAAUGCCCUGGUGAAUCGGCAUCAAACCCAUCACCGUCAAAAUCAUGUCAGUGGUAAUACGGAGCUUACAAACAGUCCAAAAUCACACGCUCGACAACCAGUGAACUCUUCAGGGCAGAUACCGAGUUCUUUACAGAUCAGAUUGGAUGAGACACGGCGCAAGAUUCAUUCCAGUGAUUUGAGCGACACUGUAGAUAAUGAUCAGUCUUUCGUUUCACGGCAUAGCGAUGUUGAUGUUCGUGAUGAUGAUGGCAUGGGAAAAAUCGAUAAUGGGCUACCUACACAUGCCAUAUUCGGCACAUCGAGCGUCGCGAACUUUAUGAGACAAGUCCAGGCUACAGUUGAUGCAAAGAUAUCGUCGAUCAAUGGUACACCAGCACCAAGACAUUCAAUUACUUCCCAUUCACUAUCCUCGUUUGAUUCCACAGAGUCGCGAGUAUAUCCUGAGUAUGUUCUUCCUCCACGAAGAACUGCAGACCGACUACUAGAUACGUACUGGACAAAGGUUCAUAAUCUGUAUCCAUUUAUUCAUCGACAGUCAUUUAUUCGGAGCUAUCAAAGACUAUGGACCGGAGACCAGCCGGAAAGCGACAGUCCCACGUUUCCGUGCUUACUCAAUAUAGUCUUCGCAUUGGCUUCCCAGCUGAGCGAAGAUAGCUCCCCUGCCAAGCGAGAAGCCUUAUCAAAUGAAUACUAUAAGAUAGCCAAACGAACUCUACAGCCUGUGCUUCUCGAUGGAAGCUCCUUUGAAACUAUCCAAAUUCUUUUGUUAAUGGCACAAUACUUACAAAGCACAAACUCGCGCGACCGCUGCUGGAUAGUGGUUGGUCUGGCUAUCCGACUUGCGCAAAGCCUUGGUCUGCACUUCCCAGAGACAAGCGCCAACCUACCGCGGCAAGUUGAUCGCGAAAUGGCACGUAGGGUAUGGCAUGGUUGUGUGAUGAUGGACAGAAUAUUAUCCAUGACAUUUGGGCGCCCGUUAACGAUCUCUCGGGCUAUUGCUAGUGCAGUACCUCUCCCUGCACCUAUUGACGAUGAAUAUCUCCUCGAGUCGGCUGAAACAUUUGGAGAACAGCGAGCAGGAAUGCCAUCACAAAUUGAAUUCUUCAUCCAGACUGUUAAGCUAUAUGGAAUGCUUGACGAUAUUCUUUUAUCUCUGUAUAGCCCAAAUUCCGAUAGUGCUACUCUCUAUGGAAAACUUCAAUGCUGGGACAACAAUUCCAUCUUUCGGGUUGAAGCAGGCUUGAGUAGAUGGAAGAAAGAAAUUCCUUCCUGUUUACAGUUCAAUGGUCAAAAUGAAGUUAGCAAGCUUGGCUCUGUCUUUCACCGACAAUCCAAUGUGCUUCAAGCACGAUAUCUUCAUUUGCGCAUACUACUCUUUCGACCUGUAUUCACAUUCUUUCAGGAUCGUGAUACAACGUGGGCCGAGCUUUUCUCAGACGCCUUUCUACAAUAUUCAGUUGCUCAACAAUGUGUGGUUCAAUGCAUCAAAGCGGCCCAGCAACUUGUUGAGCUUAUCCAUAGUAACCUACAGCAAGAUGGCUCUAUGGGACCGCUUCCAGCUUGGUGGUAUAACGUGUUCUAUAUCUACACUGCUGCCACUGUUAUGACAGCUACCCGUCUAUACCCAUCUGUCGCUACUGAUAUCGAUGAAAGCCUUUUAACCCAAUCCUGGAACUGUGCUCUCGAGACAUUACGUGCGUACCAAGAGUACAGCCGUUCCGCUAAAAGAUGCCUCGUCACUUUGGAAGUCCUUCAUGAGAAAGUUGUCGGGGGAAUCCAGGCACAAAAUGAAGAAGCCACGGAGCCAACCAAAUCGUCCAGACUUGAUCCAUGGUUAGAUGUGAAUUCUACUCAGCAGUUGAGACCAAAUGAUGCACCAGAAAUUCAGGAUCUCGGUGAUCUGGGGACAACUUUUGAUAUAAUGGAUAUGGCAUGGCUAGACUCUACACCAUUUGAUCUAGAAUCAUACUCAUGGAAUACCUAUUGA